Molecule: messenger RNA, 1086 nt
Organism: Nicotiana tabacum (common tobacco)
Lineage: Eukaryota; Viridiplantae; Streptophyta; Magnoliopsida; Solanales; Solanaceae
Source: RefSeq, a predicted model, not a curated record
AUGGAAGAUAUUUUCAAAAUAAAGCAAGGAGAUUCGGAGCUGCUCAAAGAAUUCGUAGACAGAUUCCAGCGUGAAAGGAUGAUGUUGCCACGCGUACCUGAUAACUGGGCAGCUAUGGCUUUUGCCAGCAAUUUAAAUGAGAAAAGUUUAGAAACCACGAGAAGACUCAAGGAAAGUCUACGUAAAUUUCCAGCAACAACUUGGAAUGAUGUUUACUACAGAUACAAUACAAAGUUGCGGAUAGAAGAAGAUACCAUCUCUCGGUCUCAAAAAGAGGAGAGGGUAAGUUCGAGAUGUGCUGAAAUUGAAAAAAGAUCUGGUAAAAACAGGUACGAGCCCUACAUGGGACCAGCAGGAAAAGACUCGCGUACAAAGCAGGAUAACUCAAGAUACUAUCAUAGAUCGAGAGAUAGAGAAUCAGGCUCAUCAUCAAGGUUUGGAAAAGAGCGAAACGCGCGAGAGACACGAGAUGAUGAUAGAGGCUCAAAGGCGAUGUUUGACGGGUAUAAUUUCAAUGGUAGCACAUCAGAGUUAGUAGCAGUAUUAAGAAGCAUGGGAGAUAAGGAAGGCCCCCCUAAACCUACUUCACUAAAAAGGACUGUUAAUGUUAUAAGCGGAGGAGAAGAAAUUAAUGGCGUAACAUAUACGGCAGCCAAGAAAGUUUCAAAAAUUAAUGUCACAUACGGGAAGCGAGUUCGACGUGUUUUGGAAGAAGAAAAUGUUACAUUUGAUGAUGCAGAUGCAGAUGGUAGCUCCGUGAACAUCAUUUUGCUAAGAGUGGUAAACGAAAUACAAGCUGAAGAUAAGCUGAUACCCAAGGCGCAUACCUUAUAUGGUUUUGACAACUCGAGCGUCGUAACAAAAGAAGAGAUAAUACUCACAACUUUUUCAGAAGGAGUUGUUAAAGAUACGAAAUUUCAGGUGGUAGAGAUGGAUAUGGCUUAUAAUAUGAUUCUCGGUAGACCAUGGAUUCACGAAAUGGAUGUUGUGCCAUCUACCCUGCAUCAAAUUAUAAAUUCCCUUCACAAUGGGGAAUACGUCAAAUCCGUGGUGAUCAGCAGACAUCUAGGAGCAUCAACUCCGUAG